This is a messenger RNA of Polyodon spathula (Mississippi paddlefish), 2201 nucleotides long. RefSeq names its product NAD-dependent protein deacetylase sirtuin-3-like. The transcript has 8 exons. The record is from RefSeq and is a predicted model, not a curated record. Lineage: Eukaryota; Metazoa; Chordata; Actinopteri; Acipenseriformes; Polyodontidae. Gene Ontology annotation, molecular function: NAD+ binding. Bases 208 to 1326 code for a protein of 372 amino acids.
AUGGUAAAACGGAUUUGUUUUCUUUCUGUAUGUUGACGUUGACAUCUACACGAUGAAAUUAAAAAUUGCUGGACUACUAGUUUGUCCGUGAUGCUGUAUAUAAAACAUUCAUAGGUUAUUUAGUUGUUUUCGACUUGGCAAAUAAUACAAGUUGUAGAGAGCUUCACUUAUAACUGUGUAUGUGUGUGUGUAUUAUUACGAGUGAAGAUGAUGACCUCUGUCAUAUCCGACCAGUUUCGAAUGUUACUCCAUCGUAAAUUUAAAUCAACUACAAAAUUAUUAAGUGUAAAAAAAUUAAAAGUUUGUAAUGCUCCAUUAUAUUCUGAAGUUGCCUAUGUCACACCAAAAGGACCAGGCUCCCUCCAGAAAGGUAAAGAGGAAUAUGUAGGCCUGCAACAGAAGUUAUGGCACAGUAGAAGAUGCUUUUCCACCAGCCACCCAGUAUGGGGGUUGUUUGGGGGGAAAGAUGGUGACCAGAAGCAGCAGACAUUGGAGGAUGUUGCCAGGCUGAUAAAACACAAUGAGUACAGGAGGAUUGUAGUAAUGGCUGGGGCUGGAAUAAGCACACCCAGUGGAAUCCCUGACUUCAGGUCACCUGGAAGUGGUUUAUAUGAUAAUCUCCAGCAGUAUGAUAUCCCCUAUCCUGAAGCCAUAUUUGAGAUUAACUAUUUCCACCAUAACCCAAAGCCAUUUUUCGCCCUGGCUAAAGAGCUUUACCCUGGCAAUUACAAACCCAAUUACGCCCACUACUUCAUUCGACUCCUGCACGACAAGGGGCUGCUGCACCGCAUCUACACUCAGAACAUUGAUGGACUGGAGAGAUUGGCAGGUAUUCCUUCCUCUAAACUUGUGGAGGCCCAUGGAACAUUUGCUACAGCGACCUGCACUGUGUGCCGAACAUCAUACCCCGGAGAAGACUUAAGAGCUGAUAUUCUUGAGAGUAAAGUCCCCAAAUGUCUCACCUGUAAAGGUGUCAUCAAACCAGACGUUGUGUUCUUUGGAGAGGAGCUCCCACAGUGCUUCUUCCUGUAUCUAACAGAUUUCCCUGUGGCUGACCUGCUUGUCGUCAUGGGAACCUCCCUGGAGGUUGAACCCUUUGCCAGCUUGGCAGGCGCUGUGCGGGACUCCGUGUCCCGGGUUCUCAUCAAUCGAGACCUGGUGGGACCCUUUGUCUAUCGAGCCCCCAGACACAACGAUGUGUUGGAGCUAGGCGACGUGGUGAGUGGAGUGGAGAGGUUUGUUGAGAAACUGGGCUGGAAAGAGGAGCUGAACAAACUCAUUGCAGUGGAAACUGGAAAGCUGGAGAGUAAUAAGAAGGAAGAAUGAACACCUUUUCUGCAUAGCGAAUAUUUGGUAUAUGUGAAAUGUUUGGAUUUUUACGUCAUAAGAAAAUAUCCCAAACUCACCUGGAUUAACACUAAAGUAAACCAGGAGGUACCAACUAAAUACAUACAUCAAAAACCUGUGUGGCAACUGUUCAGAGCCACGGUUUGAUAAACUGUCAGAUUACAUUGUUUAUUUAAGAAUUAAAAAUACAUUAUUUUAAUAAAAAUAAAUAAGUAAAUAUAUGCAUAAAUAAAUAAAUACUUUGAAUGAUUAUUAUUAAAGCAAGACAGUUACAUGAUUGACAAUGGUCCUUUCCAAUUUCAAGAGCCAAGUCUUAUCUGUGUUGUUGUUUUUAAAAUGUGUUUAGGAUAACAGAUCAGGCUUGUCUGUAAAGCCUGGUUUUAACGCAUGAUGUUUUUGCAAGUUUAGUUAGAUUUGGGCUCAAACAUUUUGCCCUACAACUUAAACAUACACAUUGUGAUGAAUGUUUGAAAGUUAAGUACAAUUAUAACAUGCAGAAAUCAGUGAAAUUUCAAACUAUACUUUGGGAACUAAAAACAAUAGGGAAUCAUUUUUAAGCUGAAAACCCAAGGUGUCUCAGAAGUCUAAGAAUGAUGAUGUUUUCCAAGCCUUUUGUAAAUAAAUGUUACUUCAUAGAGUUGCUUGAAUCUUUUAAAAGUAGACCAGGCUAUUGUACCUUCUUGCGCUUACUCCUUAAAAUAGAGGAGGCUUGCUAUUUAAAUAAGAUACAACCAAUGAUAUCCUUAAAUGAUGGUGCCUUAAUUAAUGUCACUUUCCAACACCACCUAGACUUGUAACAAUGUGAAUCACAGCUGUUACUGUAUAACCAGGUUAAUCAGACCCCAACUGGCAGA